UCCGCGGGAUUUCCAUCGUCCACGGGUCGCACACAUAUGAAUGUCCUUAGAUACAAGCUUUUAAGGAGUUGAACAGAUCCGGUCGGCGAAAAUGGCACAAAGCGUGGUUUUAUUCCUACUGUGGCUUUUCGGCAGAUCAUUCGCUGGAUUUCCCAAUCAGAUCAACAUAGGGGGACUCUUUAUGCGCUCUACCGUGCAAGAGCACAGCGCGUUCAGGUUCGCUGUCCAACUCUACAACACCAACCAAAACAGCACUGAGAAGCCUUUCCACCUGAACUACAACGUAGACAACCUCGAGUCGUCCAACAGCUUCUCCGUCACCCAUGCGUUCUGCUCCCAGUUCGCCCGGGGGGUGUACGCCAUCUUCGGCUUCUACGACAAGAAGUCCAUGAACACGCUGACCUCCUUCUGUGGGGCGCUGCACACCUCCUUCGUCACGCCCAGUUACCCCACCGAUAACGAGGUGCAGUUUGUCAUCCAGAUGCGGCCCGCCCUGCGGGGCUCCGUCCUCAGCCUGCUCUCCCAUUACAAGUGGCAGAAGUUCGUCUACCUGUACGACACCGACCGAGGGUUCUCCAUCCUCCAGGCCAUCAUGGAGGCGGCGGUGGCCAACAACUGGCAGGUGACGGCCCGCUCUGUCAGUGCGAGCACCGACGCCGGCGAGUUCCGGCGCAUCAUCGAGGAGAUGGAUCGCAGGCAGGAGAAGCGCUUUGUGAUCGACUGCGAGGUGGGACGCAUCAACACCAUUUUGGAGCAGGUUGUGGCCCUGGGGAAGAACAGCCGUGGCUACCACUACAUUCUGGCCAAUCUUGGGUUUUCCAACGUGAGCUUGGACAAAGUCUUUGCUGGUGGCGCCAACAUCUCUGGAUUCCAGAUCAUCAACCCUGAGAACCCAAUUGUGCAGCAGUUUAUGCAACGCUGGGAUCGCCUGGAUGAAAGAGAAUUCCCAGAAGCCAGCAGCACGCCUCUGAAGUACACGUCUGCCCUGACCCACGACGCCAUCCUGGUGAUCGCCGAGGCCUUCCGUUACCUGCGGCGGCAGCGUGUGGACGUGUCUCGCCGCGGCAGCGCCGGGGACUGCCUGGCCAACCCCGCCGUGCCCUGGAGCCAGGGCAUCGACAUAGAGAGAGCCCUGAAGACGGUUCAAGUGCAAGGCAUGACCGGGAACAUCCAGUUUGACAACUACGGCCGGAGAACCAACUUCACCAUCGAUGUCUAUGAGAUGAAAAUCGGUGGGCCCAGAAAGAUCGGAUACUGGAACGAAUACGAGCGCUUUGUACAUAUUAUGGACCAGCAGGUCACCAACGAGUCCUCCUCUGUGGAAAACCGAACGAUUGUGGUCACUACUAUUAUGGAAGCGCCUUAUGUGAUGUACAAGAAAAAUCAUUUGCAUCUGGAGGGCAAUGACAGAUAUGAAGGCUACUGCGUUGAUUUAGCGUCUGAGAUUGCCAAACAUGUUGGAAUUAAGUACAAACUGUCUAUAGUAAUGGAUGGAAAGUACGGAGCCCGCGACCCUGAGACUAAGACGUGGAACGGGAUGGUGGGCGAACUGGUCUACGGGAGGGCCGAUAUAGCUGUCGCGCCUCUCACCAUAACACUGGUCCGAGAGGAGAUGAUUGACUUUUCCAAGCCAUUUAUGAGCUUGGGCAUCUCCAUUAUGAUAAAGAAGCCACAAAAGUCCAAGCCCGGCGUGUUCUCCUUCCUGGAUCCCCUGGCCUAUGAGAUCUGGAUGUGUAUAGUGUUUGCCUAUAUCGGUGUGAGCGUGGUUCUGUUCCUGGUCAGCCGCUUCAGCCCAUACGAAUGGAACCUCGAAGAGCAGGAUGAGACCAAAGACCCCCAGACGCCACCUGACCCGCCAAACGACUUUGGCAUCUUCAACUCUCUUUGGUUCUCUCUGGGCGCCUUCAUGCAGCAGGGCUGCGACAUCUCACCGAGGUCUCUGUCUGGGCGUAUUGUGGGUGGUGUGUGGUGGUUCUUCACCCUCAUCAUCAUUUCAUCCUACACAGCCAAUCUGGCUGCUUUCCUCACUGUGGAGAGGAUGGUGUCUCCUAUCGAAAGCGCAGAGGAUCUCGCCAAGCAAACAGAGAUCGCAUAUGGAACUCUUGACUCAGGCUCAACAAAGGAGUUCUUUAGGCGAUCCAAAAUUGCGGUGUAUGAGAAAAUGUGGUCGUACAUGAAAUCGGCCGAGCCCUCUGUGUUCGCAAAGACCACGCCCGACGGCGUGGCACGGGUACGCAAGUCCAAGGGCAAGUUCGCCUUCCUGCUGGAGUCCACCAUGAACGAGUACAUCGAACAGCGCAAGCCCUGCGACACCAUGAAAGUGGGCGGGAACCUGGACUCCAAGGGCUACGGAGUGGCCACGCCCAAAGGCUCAGCAUUAAGAAAUGCUGUUAACCUGGCAGUUUUAAAACUGAAUGAGCAAGGCCUGUUGGACAAAUUGAAAAACAAAUGGUGGUACGACAAGGGAGAGUGCGGCAGCGGGGGAGGUGACUCCAAGGACAAGACAAGUGCUCUCAGCCUUAGCAAUGUGGCUGGUGUCUUCUAUAUUUUGGUUGGAGGGCUGGGGCUGGCAAUGAUGGUCGCCCUGAUAGAGUUUUGUUAUAAAUCAAGGCAAGAAACAAAACGGCUGAAAUUGGCCAAGAAUGCCCAGAACUUUAAGCCCGCUCCCCCGACCAACACCCAGAACUUUGCCACAUACAGGGAAGGCUACAACGUCUACGGAACCGAGAGCGUUAAGAUUUAAAGUAGACCGUAUUCACACUGUCCCCCUUACAACUGUGACUGAACGGCUGCGGACGGAAGGAAGGAAAGGAUCGAAGCGGGAAUCAAGAUCCAAGCCCACUCUUCUUGCUUGGACAUAAAACGAUAAUCUGCGACGAUCGACGCGACAGGACUGGUCAUUGGGGUGGGGUUAGGGGAGGGCCAGAGCUGAAGCUGUCCCUUCCCUUUCAGUGCCUUAUGGAACUCAAGAGUCCACUCAAUGCAAACCCCAUUGGCAAUGGCAUUGCUCUUCUUUUGUUUUUUUCUUGCUUCAAGCCCCCAUUGCGAGGAAAGAUGCACUGAUCUGUGAAAAAUAAUCACCCUAUUUGACCUGUAAACAUUGAAUGAGUGAGAGAACUAAAGCCAUCACUUGCAACCUAAGCACAUUUUCAAGUGCCAUAUUGAGGUCAAAUCUUGUAAAACAAAGGCUUGAUUGUUUUUUUUCUCGUGAUCAAUAUGUCCAUUGUGCUUCAUCCUUCUCCUGCCGUCGUCAGAUUACACUGGUGUUACACAAACAAGUUUAUUAGAAAUUAUUCAAAGCACUCUAAGACACUAAACAAUAGAUUUUUU
Messenger RNA from Gadus chalcogrammus (walleye pollock), 3330 nucleotides. It is a transcript of the gene gria3b, whose product is annotated as glutamate receptor, ionotropic, AMPA 3b. Lineage: Eukaryota; Metazoa; Chordata; Actinopteri; Gadiformes; Gadidae. Gene Ontology annotation, molecular function: transmitter-gated monoatomic ion channel activity involved in regulation of postsynaptic membrane potential; AMPA glutamate receptor activity. The record is from RefSeq and is a predicted model, not a curated record. Gene Ontology annotation, biological process: monoatomic ion transport; synaptic transmission, glutamatergic; modulation of chemical synaptic transmission. The transcript has 16 exons. Bases 92 to 2743 code for a protein of 883 amino acids. Gene Ontology annotation, cellular component: AMPA glutamate receptor complex; plasma membrane; postsynaptic membrane.